AUGGACAACUUGACAUUCAGAUACAGCAUUCUUCUAGUGGAGGGACUCAAUGUUACACCUCAGUCUUCCCAUCCUGUUUUCAUCUUGCUUCUCUUGGUUUAUGUUUUUAUAAUGAUUUCCAACAUUGGACUUUUAAUUCUGAUCUCAACAGAGAAGAAUCUGCAUCACCCUAUGCAUUUUUUGUUUUGUAACUUGCCAUUGAAUGAUAUACUAGGGACCACUGUCAUUUUGCCACGCUUGAUGCAGGACAUUUUUAAUAAAACAUCAGAGCGCUAUAUCACGUUUGUUGAGUGUGUCAUUCAAGCAUAUUUUGUACAUAUAUUUGCAGUAGCAUGCCAUUAUGUGCUAAUGAUCAUGGCUUUUGACAGAUACGUGGCUAUAUGUAAUCCAUUGCGAUACACGGCUAUAAUGACCAAUAAAAUGGUGGCUAAACUUUCAGCGUUUGCCUGGGGACUGGCAAUACUUAUGGUGACAAUUCUGUUAGGUCUCACUAUACGUCUGUCUCAAUGCAGAUCUAAAAUUGAAAACCCUUUCUGUGACAAUGCCUCACUGUUUAAACUUUCCUGUGAAGAUGUGUCCAUUAAUAAUGUGUAUGGAUUGAUUUAUACUGUAAUUGUUUUCACUCUCUCACUGGGGUCAGUAUUUAUAACGUAUGUCAAGAUUGCUGCGGUAUGUAUAACCAGCAAAAACAAAGCUCUCAACAGCAAAGCCAUAAAAACCUGUAGUACUCACAUAGCUGUUUAUUUAAUUAUGUUUGUUUCUUGUGGAACUUUUAUAUUUCUUCAUCGAUUUCCUGAAUACUCUGACAGCAGGAAACUGGCUAGUAUUAUGUUCCACAUUGUUCCACCAGGAUUAAAUCCCUUAGUGUAUGGUUUACAAACAAAAGAGAUUAGACAGAAAUUUAUCAAAUUUUGGUUCAGGAAAAAGGUGAAUCCUUAG
Molecule: messenger RNA, 939 nt
Organism: Xyrauchen texanus (razorback sucker)
Lineage: Eukaryota; Metazoa; Chordata; Actinopteri; Cypriniformes; Catostomidae
Product: olfactory receptor 146-like
Exons: 1
Coding region: 1-939 (312 amino acids)
Biological process (GO): G protein-coupled receptor signaling pathway
Cellular component (GO): membrane
Molecular function (GO): olfactory receptor activity; G protein-coupled receptor activity
Source: RefSeq, a predicted model, not a curated record